UUCACCGGAAGGUUUCACCGGUGCUUCGUGUCUGAUGCCAUUAAAAAAAAACCUGGUUCCUUUCGGCGCUAGCCGUGCAGCUAACCCCUGGGCUCGGACGGAUUGUAUCUUGAAUCUGGCUGCUUGUUGUAGGCGCGGAGACACAAAGCUGCAUGACACCCCCCUCUGUGGCCGGGUCACAGUUAACUCAGCUCGAUGAGGGUUCAGAUUAACGCCGAGCUGCGCUGUUUGAGCCGGGAACUAGCGUAGAGAGAGGACUCAAAGUGAGGGUAAAUAAUGGCAUUAGAGCCGGCGGACUAAAGGCGUCAGUGCGGUCAUGUGAGCCCAGCAGCAGGCUCGGUCCUGCGGGUUCUGAUCGAGCAGGUCCACGUUGCGUCCCGGAGGGAGGAGACUGAGGAACAACUGUGUCAGCUGGUGUCAGUUAGAGACUGAGCUCCUCUGCAAGGCUGCAUUAGCACCACUUCAGCAGGCAGAGCCGUGGAGAUUAGAGCCGAUGAGGAACUGUGAACUCGUUCUGUGUGCGAUCGUUCACGCAACUCUUCAUUUCAACAUUUGUUACCCUCCACUGUUUGCUCAUGAGCUGCUGGACUUUGUGCGGAUCACUUUUAUGUACCGUUAUAGAGGACGAUGGCUAAAAGAUAACCUCAACUGACACAUAUCCUCAGCCCCACCUUCCCCUCCUGCAGCUCUUCGGCCCGUCAGAUUUCAUGGAAGGCAUACGUCAUGUUUUUAAACUGACCGUCUGUCCUCCUCCUCAACUUAUACACAAAAUGAAAUCAUAAUCAUGUGAUUAGCCACAAACUCCCAGCACACCUGGAGUUAUUACUUUGAUUUGUGCCACUCUGGUCCCAUCAUCAUCUCCCUACCAAAUCCUUUUUUUUAGUGUUGUUGGGCCAUGGUUCGCACAAAAGGUUCUAUCAUACUAUGUGGUGCUUUCCUGUUUGUGGCCUGGAAUGCUUUGCUUCUGCUUUAUCUUUGGGGCCGACCUCCCAUUGGCCGCCCUGGAGAGGGCGGCGGAGCCGAGCCCGGCGGAAAGGAGGAGUGGGGCGUUGGCCGAGAGCGAGUAGGCCGGGUUAACCUCGCUGAGGAGAUGAUCCGGCUGGCGGAGGAGGUUGAAGUCCAGCUGGAUACUCAGAAGAAGCUGCUAAAGCAGAUUGAAAGUCACAGAUCGGCGUGGGCUCAACAGGAGAGUGUUGGGAAAAGGGAAGUGGAUUCUCUGAAAAAAGUGAAAGAGGUGGUCAUCCAGCCGCCGGCGCUUAAAACUCCAGGUUUUCUUUUAAAUGAUCUAAAUACUGGACAGCAAACUGAUGGGAAAACUUCACAAAAACUGGAUUGGACAGCAGCUCCCAGCUCCCCCUUUAAGGACUCCCAGGAGAAGAUUGUGAACGCUGAAGUGACGACUCCUGCACCCGGCCCAGAAUCCAUCAUCCCCAUCCUGGUUAUCGCCUGCGACAGGGUGACGGUGAGGCGGAGCCUCGACAAACUCAUUCAGUACCGCCCUUCUGCCCAACUGUAUCCAAUCAUUGUUAGCCAAGACUGCGGCCACGCCGAGACGGCCCGUGUGAUCGGGUCAUACGGAGAUCAAGUGACGCACAUCAGCCAACCAGACCUGUCGGACAUCAGAGUCAGGCCAGAGCACAGGAAGUUUCAGGGCUACUACAAAAUCGCCAGACAUUAUCGAUGGGCACUCAACCAAGUGUUCAGAACCUUCUCUCAGUCCACGGUGGUCGUAGUGGAGGACGAUCUAGAGGUGGCACCGGACUUUUUUGAGUAUUUCAGAGCUCUGUAUCCCAUCUUACGCUCUGACCCCAGCCUUUGGUGUGUUUCUGCCUGGAACGAUAACGGCAGAGAUGCUUUGGUCGACUCGUCCAGAUCUGAUCUGCUUUAUAGAACAGACUUCUUUCCCGGCCUGGGUUGGAUGCUGCUGAAAGAGAUGUGGGACGAACUGGAACCAAAGUGGCCCUCGGCCUUCUGGGAUGACUGGAUGCGCCAACCUGAGCAGCGCAGGAACCGCUCCUGCAUCCGGCCUGAAAUCUCUCGAACGAUCACCUUUGGCCGGAAAGGUGUCAGUUUAGGUCAAUUCUUUGACCAAUAUCUUCGCUACAUUAAGCUAAACACUGAGUUUGUGCCUUUCACUAAACAGGAUUUGUCUUAUUUGCUAAAAGAGAACUACGACAAAACAUUCAUCAAAGAGGUUUAUAGUGCCACGUUGGUGAAGAUUGAAGACCUACAACAAGGGGGCAGGUUAAGAGGACCUGGACCGUACAGGGUGAAGUACUCCAGCAGGGACAGUUUUAAAGCUUUUGCUCGAAGCUUGGGGGUGAUGGAUGACUUAAAAUCAGGAGUACCUCGUACAGGUUACAGGGGGGUAGUUAGCUUCCUGCACCGGGGCCGAAGGGUGUUCUUGGCUCCACCAGACGGGUGGACGCAUUAUGACAUCAGCUGGAGUUGAGAGUCUUUCAGACUGAGUAUAAGAGGAGUUGAAGAGGAACGACCUCUCAGACCAAAGAAUAUCACAGGCACAUUAGGGGGGUAAAGCCUCCCUGUGGGGCUGCACAUCAGAUACAGAGUGAUUCAGAGUCUAAACCUAGAGAAAAGCAGCCAGAAGCUGUUUCAGAUCAGCAGUUGGCGCUGUGCCUUGGUUUCUGGGCCCAGUUGGUUUUAUCACAUGCAGAUACUCACAGCAAAAGGAAACAACCAGAAACAGUUCAGGAACCACAAGGCCAGUCCCUUUUUAGUUUUGUUCUUCAUUUAAAACUGUUGGCAUCAAAAUUUAAGGAGAAAAAAGCAGCAUUUGUUUUUAUAAACUUUCCUCUCAUGUUGAUCUCCUUGUUGAAGACUAUUUUUUUGGCACAUUUACCAAAACCAAAAAAUAAAUCCUACAACCUCUAAAAUCUGACGUCACUCCAUGUUUACAUUUUGUGAAGAAGGAAGUUGCGUUCACUGUCUUCUGAAUUCUUCAGUGGUUCUUGGAGCAGCGCCACCACAGGGGGGUUAGGUUGUUCACAGGGUUUAGUUUGUUUGACAAAGUGCAGUGUGAAGUGAACCAAACCAGCUGAAAAUGUAAACAAAUCUUGUAAUUUUGAUCCCUAAUCGAACCGUGUCUACCGGACUAUCAGGUGAAUACAACCUAAAUGAUCUCCAUUUCCAGGGUGGAAUAUUU
Messenger RNA from Austrofundulus limnaeus, 3163 nucleotides. It is a transcript of the gene mgat1b, whose product is annotated as alpha-1,3-mannosyl-glycoprotein 2-beta-N-acetylglucosaminyltransferase b. NCBI's taxonomy places the organism in Eukaryota, Metazoa, Chordata, Actinopteri, Cyprinodontiformes, Rivulidae. The record is from RefSeq and is a predicted model, not a curated record. Gene Ontology annotation, molecular function: alpha-1,3-mannosylglycoprotein 2-beta-N-acetylglucosaminyltransferase activity. Gene Ontology annotation, biological process: protein N-linked glycosylation. The transcript has 4 exons. Gene Ontology annotation, cellular component: Golgi apparatus. The coding region runs from base 896 to 2452 and encodes 518 amino acids.